AUGACCACCUCCGUUGGAAUAGUCGGUGCUGGCUUGGUCGGGUGUCUUACAGGAUUGGCUCUAAACGCCAAAGGCUUCGAUGUAACCAUAUUCGAGUUGAGGCCUGACCCCAGGAAAGAGAACUCCAGAGCAAGCUUACGGUCUAUUAACUUGGCAGUGAGUGAUCGUGGAAUUAGAGCAAUGAGGCAGAUUGAUAAGGACCUUGCUGAAAGAGUGCUUCAACAUGUGAUUCCUAUGAAGGGCCGGAUGAUCCAUGAUGCUUCUGGAAAGAAACAGGAAUCCCAGAUCUACGGGCUUUUCGGGGAGACGAUCAACUCGAUUGACCGUCUUUUCUUGAAUAAGGUGCUUCUUCAGGAACUUAGCAGGGUUCGUGUGAAGGUGUUCUUUGAGCAUAAGCUUGUUAAUAUGGUCAAUGGAGAGCAGCCUGAGUUGCAGCUUGCAGCUAAGGAUGGGAUCGAUAAGAAGGUGAAAUUUGACUAUGUGAUUGGCGCUGACGGUGCCCACUCUCAGUUUAGGUACCAGAUGCAAAAGGGCAUGAGGAUGGAUAUCAACCAGCAGUAUAUCGAUAUGCAAUAUUUGGAGCUUUCCAUUCCUCGUGUGGCGGGUGCAGCUACAAACCACCCGUCUCGGUUUGCUAUUGACCCUAAUCACCUUCAUAUUUGGCCAAGGAAGGAUUUUAUGUUGAUAGCGUUGCCUAAUGAAGAUGGACUGUUCACACUGACGUUUUUCAGUCCGUGGUCUGUCAUGGAGCUGUUUAAGCAUAAUGCAGACCUGUUUUUGGCGUUCUUCAAGCACCAUUUCCCCGACGCUUAUGAACUUAUUGGUGAAAAACGUCUCAGCUACGCUUUCAUCCACCAACCUAGGUGCCUGUUGAUGCAAGUAUCUGUAAACCCAUACAGCAGUCCUAACCAUAGAGCGCUUAUUAUUGGUGAUGCCGCCCAUUCUAUGGUGCCGUUCUAUGGCCAAGGAAUGAAUUGCGGUUUUGAAGACGUUCAUGUCUUGAUGAAGCUUUUGGAAAAGAACCAAAAGAACCUUUCCAGGAGUUUUGCACAAUACACAGCCGAAAGAAAGGAGGAUCUUGAUGCUAUUUGCAAGCUAGCGCUUGAUAACUACUACGAGAUGUCCACAAAAGUCAUUGAUCCUUUCUACCUCUUGAGAAAGAAGAUUGACUACGUUUUGGGUAAGCUUGGUAGAGGCUUCCCCUUUACGUGGAUCCCCAUGUACACUAUGAUCUCGUUUAGAGGUGAUAUCCGCUACUCGGAUGCGGUUAGGCGGGAGAAGAAGCAGGCCAAGAUCUUAAGAUGGCUCCAGAACGGUUCCUUGGUGAUUAUUGCCAUUUUGAUAGCCUUUCACGCCAAGAAGCUUCGGCGAUUUUUAAAACGCUGA
Molecule: messenger RNA, 1386 nt
Organism: Candidozyma haemuli
Lineage: Eukaryota; Fungi; Ascomycota; Pichiomycetes; Serinales; Metschnikowiaceae
Gene: BNA4
Product: kynurenine 3-monooxygenase
Exons: 1
Coding region: 1-1386 (461 amino acids)
Biological process (GO): quinolinate biosynthetic process; L-tryptophan catabolic process; NAD+ metabolic process
Cellular component (GO): mitochondrial outer membrane
Molecular function (GO): kynurenine 3-monooxygenase activity; FAD binding; NAD(P)H oxidase H2O2-forming activity
Source: RefSeq, a predicted model, not a curated record